Molecule: messenger RNA, 2375 nt
Organism: Cygnus atratus (black swan)
Lineage: Eukaryota; Metazoa; Chordata; Aves; Anseriformes; Anatidae
Gene: IGDCC3
Product: immunoglobulin superfamily DCC subclass member 3
Exons: 14
Coding region: 45-2375 (776 amino acids)
Biological process (GO): cell-cell adhesion; axon guidance
Cellular component (GO): axon; plasma membrane
Molecular function (GO): protein binding
Source: RefSeq, a predicted model, not a curated record
UCCCUCCCCGUGGGGCGCAGGGAGGCGAGCCCGCCCGGGAUGCCAUGGCUCCGCCGGGCUCCGCGCUGCCCGCCUGCCUCCUGGGGCUGCUGCUGCUCGCCUGCCGCGGAGAUUUUGGCCGUUCCUCCGAGCUGGCGUUCGUGGUGGAGCCCAGCGACGACAUCGCGGUGCAGGAGCAGCCCUUGAUCCUCUACUGCCAGGUGGAGGGCAUCCAGCCCAUCACCAUCACGUGGCGGAAGAACGGCGCGAUGAUCGUGGACAGCGAGAACGCCUUCAUGUUGGCCAACGGCUCGCUCUACGUCUCCCGCUUCCAGAGGGUCCGCGGGGACGGGUCCUCGGACGAAGGCGAGUACGACUGCAUGGCGCAGAACCACUAUGGGCUGGUGGUGAGCCGGAAAGCCAAGAUCCAGGCAGCCACGAUGUCCGACUUCCACAUCCACCCGCAGAACGCGGUGGUGGAGGAAGGGGGCGUUGCGAGGUUCCAGUGCCAGAUCCACGGCCUGCCUGAGCCUGUCAUCCUCUGGCACAAGAACCGCAUGCCGGUCAACACGGACAACGAAAGGUACACGCUGCUUCCCAAGGGGGUUCUCCAGAUCACGGGGCUGAGGGCAGAGGACAGUGGGAUUUUUCACUGCGUCGCUACCAAUAUUGCUAAUGUGAAGUUCAGCCGGGAGGCCAGGCUCACUGUGUCAGGCUCCCACUCCACUGUUUACAAGGACCCCAUGAUUCUUGUCGGACCGGAGAACCUCACGCUGACGGUGCACCAGACCGCGGUGCUGGAGUGCAUCGCGACCGGCAAUCCCCGGCCCAUCGUCUCCUGGAGCCGCCUAGACGGCCGCCCGAUUGGCGUGGAGGGGAUCCAGGUGCUGGGGACAGGAAAUCUCAUGAUCUCGGACCUCACCGUGCAGCAUUCUGGCAUCUACGUGUGCGCCGCAAACAAACCCGGCACGCGGGUGCGACGGACCGCACAGGGCAGGCUCGUGGUACAAGCCCCUGCGGAGUUCGUGCAGCACCCCCAGUCCAUCUCGAGGCCCGUGGGGACCACCGCCAUCUUCACCUGCGUGGCCCAAGGGGAGCCCCCGCCGCAGAUCACUUGGCUGAGGAACGGGCAGAUCCUGGAGACCAGCGACCACAUAAAGCUGAAGAAUAACAACAGCACCCUCUCCAUCUACGGGAUCAACCAGGCGGACGAGGCCAUCUACCAGUGCAUCGCCGAGAACAGCGCCGGCUCCACACAGGCCAGCGCCCGCCUGACGGUGCUGUGGGCGGACGGGCUGCCCGGGCCUCCGCAGGCCGUGAAGGCCGAGACGGUGUCUGCAACCACCAUCCAGGUGUCGUGGAAGGAGCCCCUCCAGAACACCAAGGAGAUCAUCGGCUACGUGCUGCACAUUCGGAAAGCUGCAGAUCCCGUGGAGAUGGAGUACCAGGAGGCUGUCAGCAAGAGCACCUUCCAGCAGCUGGUGACUGAUUUAGAGCCCUCGACCAGCUAUAGCUUCUAUAUAAAAGCUUACACCUCCCGCGGUGCCAGCAAGGCCUCAGAAGUCACAGUGGUGAGCACGCUGGGAGAAGUCCCAGCCAUGCCGUCCCUCUUCAUUAAAGUCAUUAACAGCACUGCUGUCCAGGCCACGUGGGAGCCCUCCAUCAAACUGGGCCAGCAUGAAGGCUUCAAGCUCUACUACCGCAAAGUCCACCUCUCCCAGUACACGGGUCCAGUGCUACUGGCCAGCAACAUAACAGCGUACAACAUUACCCACCUGGAUGCGUCGGUGGUGUACGAAGUCAAACUCCUCGCCUAUAACCAGCACGGGGAUGGAAAUUCAACUGUCCGCUUCGUGUCCUUGAGGGAAACCGUGGAGAGGACAGCGCUGAACCCCCCUUGUGACUGCAUGAAGGACGAGCAGAACAAUAAAACCUCCACGACUGGUAUCAUCAUUGGCAUCCACAUUGGCGUCACGUGCAUCAUAUUCUGCGUCCUUUUCCUCAUGUUUGGGUACAGAGGAAGGCUGCUGAUGUGUAAAAACGUGCAGGAGCAGCUGUCGACCCCGCAGAUCCCGAGGAGCCAGAGGAGCGCCACGGGGCUCGUUCUGAACGGGGCUGCCCGCAGGGACAGGGACGAGCGGGACUUGAACGGGAAGCAGCUGGAUAUGAACGAGCUGGAGAGGUUAUUCCCAGCGGCACCCUGCCAGGAGCAGCAGGACAAGGGAACAACGCCGUCUCGCAGCCCGCCUGCCGCCCACGACGACACGCAGAUAUCCACGCUGCCCUUGGAUGAGUUCAGCAUCAUCGAAGAGCAGCCAGAGCCUCCCCAAAAAAGCCCCUGCGGCGGCAGCCCUGCUGCUCCGGCCCCCCACCCCAUUCUCACCCAUGAAGGAUAA